ACAGUCUGUCCAGGGCUAGCACUGGGUUGAAAAAAGUUUGAGCCAAAUUUUUACGCCGUGGAUUGAAGAGGCUCGCACGACCAUUCGCGUGUCCACGAGAGGGCUUUGGUGGGGUUCACAGGGGGCAAAGCUUUUGGGCUUUAAGGCCUUAUGAGGAUAGUUAACAUGCAAAAACAAUAGGAUAUGCUUUACACUUUCAACAUUGUGGUUACCAGUCACAGUAGACACGGUGGCCGCUAUCAUCGUCACUAAUAGAGAUGUCUGUUCUGUCAUACUGCCUGGUCAGGUCAACAAAGAUCAGCCGUGUGAUAAGUGCGUCCAUAGGAAAGAGAAGCAGUCCAUUUUUAAUAUGGAAGAAAGAAUUAGCAGCUUUAGGAUCAACUCAUAUUGACAGGCAUGGAGUUUUCACAGUUCCAAAGCGAACUUUGAUCAAAAAGAGACAGUUAAUCGGCAGCUCAGGGAGUUCCCACAUGAAGCCUGAUUAUAAAAAGGACAAAAUAGGACCAGAAUUUGAAUUUAUCUACUGUAGUAGUAAUAUACAACUUUAUUUUUGGUGGACACCCAUGAUUUUUAUACUAAUUAUCUCAGUUUUAGCAUUGUGCGGGAAAAUUGUUGUUGAUAAGUUCUGGUACAGAAAAGAAUUAGAAAAUGUUGAAGUCACUCGGAUUAAGUGGAUUGACACCAUAGACCCAAUGGACUCGGCUAUCACUGCAUCACUUUUAAUGUUGGGGAUUCUGAUUAGUGUUCUUCGCUAUCUUGGAACAGUAAUUGUGCGACUGUAUUAUAAUAAGUCAACCAAUGAGUUUGUAGCGGUAAUGUUAAAGUACGGAGUAUAUCGAAAGAAAGUGUAUUUCAAACCGAGUGAUGUAGUAAGGAUAGAAAAGCGUCAGUUGAAGGGCAAUGUGAAGAUCAAGGGGAUACCUGUAACUGUUUCGGAACAAAACUUCACCAGUACCCCUGCCUAUAAUUUAUUCAUGGGUUACAGUGCAUCAAGGCCAAGUGUACUUAAAGACCAACUAGAUAAAGAAGACCUUGCCAAAACAUUGGAAACUAUUAAGGAAGUGAUGGAAAAGCAGCGUAAAGAGGAAUUUUUAGAAAAAUAUAAGGAAAAAAGAAAACAAAGACAGCGGAAAAAUAGAUGAUUUUUUUUUUAAGUACAUGUUUUGCUUUUAUUGAGUAGGAUAUAUAGUCUGGCUUGUGUUGGGACUGUACACAGAGGUCAGUAUCAAACACUUUGGGAGGAAAUAUACCCUCAUCAAUACUUGCUGUAGAUACCACCUGUAUCAAGCAGCCCAUCGCUUCCUUUAAUCAGUCAGUCGGCUGAUUUCCCAAAUUGACACUUUGUUCUAAUUAUUAGCUGACUUCAGCAGCCAUCUGCCUUAAACUACACUGUUUCUCUCCCUUAGUUGAUGGCUUAAUACAGAUUUGAAUGUUAUAAUGUACAAUGUAUGUUGUUUUCCUCCAAAAGAGUUUGAUAUGGACCUUCUGUAGCAGUAUGAGGGUGAGCCUGAGAUGAAAAGAGUUUAAAUUUAGUGAAUGUUAAAGUUUUGAACAAAGAACAAAUGAUUUCUUAUUUAACUGAAAUGCUUGAUUUUUAGCUUGACUAUUUGAUUUUUUUUUUUCAAAUAGUAUUUAAGUAAGGCUUUUGUAAUCGCCCUUUCAUCUGUGUCACAAAAGUUAAGGUUAAAGUUUUGCAUGUAAGUAGGUUUCUCAGAAAUUACUUGGUCAAAUGCUUUCAAACUUAAAACUUGUCUUUGGCGUCAUGAGAUGACCUCAUGUGGCAAGUUACAUUAUUACAGCAUUUAUUUUGUCAAAAUUAUGCCUCUUUUCAACAUAGAACAUUUGUGACAGUUUUGCAUGUAAGCAUGUUUCGCAGGAUUCCUGUGGCAGGAAUAACUUAAGCAAAUGUUUUUAUGAUUCUCCACACAUCUUUAGCAUCAUGGGUUGAUCUUACAUGGCAAGUUUCAUAACUAGUCAAUACUGAAUAGACUUGUUUUGUUGGACAGUGUCUAAAGAAUACUUAUAAAUUCUCCCUGAACAAAAUCACCACUUUAGAUUUAUUUCAGAUAAUAAUUUUCAAUUCAUUGCAUAUAGAAUCAAUAUCAAAGAGGGGAUUUUCUUGCAUACCAGAUGGGGAUUUCCGGUAUUUUUACCGGUGCUGGAAAAAUGCUUCUUGCACACCAGACUGGCGUUUCCAGUGAUUUUACCCAUGUCGGCAAAGCCCAUCUGGCACCCCCUAUGCCAGAUGACUCUCGUGCUGUUAAUGACAACUAGUGGUUGAUGCACUGAUAAUAUAUCAUUUAUGUAAAAAUACGAAACAAAGGAGGCACCUUGAUAGUUUCUCUCCGUACCUUAUAGUAUAUUUCUCGAUUCAAAAUACGUUGGUUUACCAUAAGAAUAUAACGUUACGCUACAAACGAUAAAACUAAAGUGGAACUUUGUUAUUGUGCGCAACGCAAAACCUCAUGACGUUAUUUCUGCUUACGGACGUUAAUUUCCCGUGCUUUGUGUUCACUCUCUACUAUAAGAAAGAGUGCUACAUUAGUAUUUCUACCUGUUAUUUGAAAAAAUACGGUAUGCAAGAAAAAUAAUCUGCCAGAAUUAAAUGCUAACAUGUAUUCGAUAUGCAAGAAAAAAUAUCAGUCAUGUGUUUACGAAUCGGAUAGAAAUAUCCGCCCCUCGGCCACCUGCGCAUGGGCGGUAAUUCGGCAAGCCUCAUUACUGCCCAAUGUGCAGGUGCCCUUGGGACGGCUAUUUCUAUCCGAUUCUUAAACACAUGACAGAUAUUUAUUAGCUCACCUGUCACAUAGUGACAAGGUGAGCUAUUGUGAUCAGCCUUCGUCCGUCGUCUGUGCGUGCGUCCGUCAACAAUUUCUUGUCUGGGUGAUAGUGGUUUCAUUUAUGAUUUUAUUUUAACCAACUUUGCACACAACUUGUAUCACCAUAAGAUCUCGGUUCCUUUCUUGAACUGGCGAGAUCCCAUUAUGGAUUCCAGAGUUAUGGUCCCUGAAAGGGCCAAAAUUAGCUAUUUUGACCUUGUCUGCACAAUAGCAGCUUUAUUUAUGAUUUGAUUUUAACCAAACUUGCACACAACUUGUAUCACCAUAAGAUCUUGGUUCCUUUUUUGAACUGGCCAGAUUCCUUUAUGGGUUUCAGAGUUAUGGCCCCUGAUAGGGCCAGAAUUAGCUAUUUUGACCUUGUCUGCACUAUAGCAACUUCAUUUAUGAUUUUAUUUUAGCCAAACUUGCACACAACUUGUAUCACCAUAAGAUCUUGGUUCCUUUCUUGAACUGGCGAGAUUCCAUUAUGGGUUCCAGAGUUAUGGCCCCUGAUACGGCCAGAAUUAGCUAUUUUGACCUUGUCUGCACAACAGCAGCUUCAUUUAUGAUUUGAAUUUAAUCAAACUUGCACAAAACUUGUGUCACCAUAAGAUCUCGGUUCCUUACUUGAACCGGCCAGAUCCCUCAAUGGGUUCCAGAGUUAUGGCCCCUGAAAGGGCCAAAAUUAGGUAUUUUGACCUUGUCUGCACAAUAGCAGCUUCAUUUAUGAUUUGAUUUUAACCAAACUUACACACAAGAUCACCACAAGAUCUUACUUCCUUUCUUGAACUGGCGAGAUUCCAUUAUGGGUUCCAGAGUUAUGGCCCCUUAAAGGUCCAAAAUUGGCUAUUUUGGCUUUUGCAGCCAUAUAGAGACUUCAUUUAUGGUUUAAAUUUGAUACAAAUUUCCAAAAUAUCUUCAACAACAAUAAAUCUUGGAUUCCAUGACAAAUCAGAUCCAAUCAUAGGUUCCAGAGUUAUUUUAUAUCUGAUUACCUCCCCUGAUUGUAAUCAAAAUGGAUUUAUAUCAGUAAGUACUUAUAGGACUUAUUUGAAAUUUCAUUAUUUUUAUUAGUUGGACUGAGACAAUCAGCAUAGAUAACUAUGGACUGGUUUUAUGUCAAAUUACCUCCCUUUAUUUCAAAUUAAAAUUGGUAUAUCUCCAUAACUAAUGAAGAUACUGAUCUGAAAUUUCAUUUAUGUCAACAGAUUUAUUUGGCAGAUCCUUCUUUUGUUCACUUACAAUAUUUUUUUUUUAAUUACUUCCCUUUUACGUUACUAUAAAUAGCUUAUUUUUAGUAACUUUUUUAUUAUUGGCCAUAGGGAAAAACCGAGACCACUUUUUUGUGGUACAACAUGGAUGGUACCUCCAAUUUUUAGGUGUAUUUUGACAUAUCUAUACCUUGUAAUAAUUUUUUUUUCUUUUUGGUUAAAUUUCUUCCCUUUGUUGUUUCUGUUCUUUCGACUUAGAUAUUUUUUCUGAGGACCUUCUUUCCUCAAGUGCAAUGAUUACAGGUGAGCGAUAUAGGGCCAUCAUGGCCCUCUUGUUAAUCUUACACCCCAGGGUGUAAGAUGACUCUCAUGCUUUAAAUGACAUAUUAAGAACUACAUAUAUGUAGAAGAUUUAUGUAGUUAUUUAUAUUUAUGUUCCUGAUAGUAUAAAUUUUCUUGAUUCAAAACAGGUUAUUUUAUCAAAAAUUCAUAAUGUUACACUGCAACUGAUAAAACAAAACCGGAACUAAACAUUGUUAUUUGUUUUUGAAACGUCAUGACGUCUUUCCUGUUUACGGACGUUGCUUUCCCGUGCUUUGUUUAAAUACGCUGCUAUAAGAAAUAGUUCUAAAAAAAAAGCCAUUUGAUUGAUUUUAUUUUUAUUAUUAUUUCUUGAUAUCGGUAUGCAAGUAAAAGAUUCUGUCACUGAUUAUAGGUGCAGAUGGGAAUAUCCGGCUCUCGGGUAACUGUUUAGGCGGUAACAAGGCUCCAACCGUAACAGUUACCUUCGAGGCUGGAAAUUCCCAUCUGCACCUACAAACCAGUGAAAGAAUCUUAUAUGGUCUUACAUUUGUCUAGAGAUGUUGGAGAACGUUUGAUAGUUAAGCUUCAUUGGACCAGGUACACAAGAUCAGCAUCAGUGGCAGAUAUACUUAAGUCAUACUGUACAGAAUAUAUAUCCUAUUUGUUUUGAGUUUAGAAAAUAAAGAUAGAUUUUCA
Mercenaria mercenaria is the source of this 5029-nucleotide messenger RNA. RefSeq lists its product as uncharacterized. Lineage: Eukaryota; Metazoa; Mollusca; Bivalvia; Venerida; Veneridae. The transcript is spliced from 3 exons. The record is from RefSeq and is a predicted model, not a curated record. The coding region runs from base 258 to 1142 and encodes 294 amino acids.